Molecule: messenger RNA, 1461 nt
Organism: Parascedosporium putredinis
Lineage: Eukaryota; Fungi; Ascomycota; Sordariomycetes; Microascales; Microascaceae
Source: the annotation of a GenBank genome assembly
AUGAGUGGGCGCGUCUGGGCAACACCGGCUGGGACUGGAAGAACCUUUUCCCUAUUUCCAAAGAGCUCCUUCUUGACCGAGCCCAGCGCCGACCUUGUCGCUCAGUACGGUUACACCUGGGACUCCUCCAACUACGGUGGCGAUUCCAUCCAGGUCUCCUUCCCUCCCUUCCAGUGGCCUAUUCAGAAGGUCAGCUGGGACGCCUGGGUCGAGUUUGGUCUCGACACCCCCAAGGACUGCGCCAACGGUGACAAGCAUGGUGUUUGCUGGGUCCCUACUGCCCAGAACUCGGAGACGGUACAGCGUUCGCAUGCCGGUAUUGGCCACUACACCAACAUCGCCGCGGCUCGCCCCAACCUCGACCUUUUGCCCGAGCACAAGGUCACCCGCCUUGUGAUCGACAAGUCUCAAAAGGUUCCCGCCAUCGAGUACCGCCCCGUCGCCGGCGGUGACGUCAAGACGAUCCGUCCCAAGCGGGAGGUUAUUCUCUCCGCCGGUGCCAUCCACACCCCCAGAUUCUCCAGCGCAGCGGUGUUGCCUCUGCCUCGUACCUCAAGUCCGUCGGAAUCAAGGUUGUCGAGGACCUCCCUGGUGUGGGCCAGAACUUCCAGGACCACUGUGGACCCCCAAUCACCUUCAGCUACGAUGCCCCCAGCCCAAGUGAGGCCGACAUCACCAACAACGCCACCUACGCUGCCGAGUCUGUGGCACAGUUCCGUGAGCGUCCCGCCCGCGGCCCUUACACUCGCCAUGGGCAACAGCGCCGCCUACGUCUCGCUUCCCAAGAUCACCUCGCAGUACAAGAACAUCGUCGCCAACAUUCGCAAGCAGAUUAGGGACCGCUCUGCUCUUCAGUACUUGCCCGCCGGUGCCGCCAAGGAGGUGCAGGCUGGUUACCUGGCCCAGCUCGAGGUCAUUGCCCAAGCCCUUGAGAACCCUGAGCACCCUAUCCUCGAGGCUCCCUUCGCCACCGGCCCUGGCACUGCCUUCCUCUUGAAGCCUCUGAGCCGCGGUACUGUUCUUCUCAACCCCGAAGACCAUGAUGCCACCCCUAUCGUCAACUACCGCACUGCCGCCAACCCCAUCGACCUCGACAUCAUGGUCACGUACGUCGACUACUUCCGUCGUCUCUACGCCACCGAUGCCUGGAAGGCCCUCAACCCUGUCGAGGUUGCCCCUGGUGCCGGCGUUACCGAUAACGCUGCCAUCGCGGAGUACAUCAAGAACAGCAUCAUCCAGUCCCUCAUGCACCCUUGCUGCACCGCCGCUAUGCUCCCGAGGGCGAAGGGUGGCGUCGUGGACACCAAGCUGUCCGUGUACGGUGUUUCUAACCUCCGUAUUGCCGACCUUUCCAUCAUCCCCACCCUUCCUGCUGGCCACACCACCACUACUGCCUACGCAGUCGGUGAGAAGGCCGCCGAUCUCCUCAUCACCCGCUGGAAGAAGGACUGCAAGGCGUAA